AUGGCCAAGGAGGCUCACGUUACCAGUCAGUCGUGGUCCAGAAGGCUUCAAUGUGAGGUCGACAAGGAUGCGAACUACCAAAACACAUAUGUAAUCCACCCUCCCUCCCCACCGUCCCGGUUGCCAUCUUCGUCCGCUGGCUCACUCUUACUUGUCUUCGCGGGUUUUGCCGGUUAUUGGGUCAUUGGGGGCAUCAACACCACUGCAUGGACGAUCGGAUCGUCCCUUCUCGCGCUCGGCCUUAGCGUCGGCCAGGCGAUGGGCAUGGUCGUCUGCGCGGCAGUGAUCAUCGCCUUUCUGGCCGUUGGAGCGGGCUGGAUGGGAUCUCAUCAGCACCUGGGGUUCACCGUCGUGUCACGAAGUUCAUGGGGUAUGCGAGGGGCCUUCUGGCCAGUGCUAAAUCGUGUGGUGGUGGGCUGCAUCUGGAUGGGCAUUCAGAUGUUCUGGGGCGGACAGGCGGUCCGAAUCGUACUCGGUGCUCUGAUAGGGCCGAAGUUCGUGAACAUGGCAAAUACCCUCCCCUUGUCGGCCAACGUUGUGACUGCGGACCUGGUUUGCUUUUUUAUCUUUGUCAUCAUCUUAGCUCCGACGCUUUGGAUUAGACCUGAGAAGCUGCAGCUUCCGUUCAGGGUCGCAUUUAUCAUGAUUACCUCAGUCAUGCUCGGCAUGCUCAUAUGGUCACUUUCUACUGCCAACGGAGCUGGGGAGCUCAUUUCGCAACCAUCUACGGCCCAGGGUAGCACGCUGAGAUGGAAUUCUAUAUUUGGUCUUCAGUCAUUCUUGAGUGCGUACGUCAGUGGAUGUCUCGGCCAGAGCGGUAAGCUCUUUCCCCAUCACGAUUUUGGUCUUUCUCAUGGUUUUCAAGAUUGGACGAGGUAUGCCAGGACACCGAAUGCGGCUCUUUUCGGGCAGGCCGUCACCGCACCGAUCACCAUUUGCGUGACAGCGCUCUGUGGGAUUCUCAUCGCUUCAGCAUCGACCCUGAUAUAUGGGAAAGUGUUCUGGAACCCAUUCCUCUUACUGCUGCACGCCCAGCAAUCCAUGACGGCGGCAUCGCGAGCCGGCACAUUCUUUGCCGGCUUAGGACUGCUGGCCAGCCAGAUGGCGCUGUGUAUCGUGUUGAACUCGGUGCCAGCAGGCAUGGACAUGACGACCGUCUGCCCUCAAUACAUCAAUAUCCGUCGCGGCGCGUACAUUGUCAUGAUCGUCGGCAUUGCGAUGUGUCCGUGGAAUUAUGUCAAUCAGGCCACAACUUUCAUCACCGUCAUCUCCGGCUGGGGUAUCUUCCUCGCUCCGAUGGCAGGCAUCCUCCUUGCAGACUACUUUCUUGUCCAUCGGCGCGAGCUCCACCUUGACGAUCUAUACAUUGGCAACCACUCUUCGGCUUACUGGUACACUGCUGGCUUUAAUUGGCGCGCUCCCGUAGCAUGGGCGAUGGGAGUGUGGCCAAUGCUUCCUGGCUUCGCAAGGCAGGUGCGUGGUGUUUCGGCCUACAACGGCUGGGAUAACAUAUUUCGAAUCAAUUUCUUUGUCGGGCUGGGGAUCGCGUUUGCCGUCCACGCGGUGCUACAUGCAGUAUUUCCAGCCCCUGGAGGCAGAGGGAGCUCGCCGUUUGGGGAGAGAAGGCAUGGAGUGUUAGCUGACAGAACCAACCUUGAAGGGGAUUCGUCCUGA
Messenger RNA from Endocarpon pusillum Z07020, 1674 nucleotides. RefSeq lists its product as uncharacterized. Gene Ontology annotation, cellular component: plasma membrane. Lineage: Eukaryota; Fungi; Ascomycota; Eurotiomycetes; Verrucariales; Verrucariaceae. The transcript is spliced from 10 exons. The record is from RefSeq and is a predicted model, not a curated record. Gene Ontology annotation, biological process: nucleobase transport; transmembrane transport. The coding region runs from base 1 to 1674 and encodes 557 amino acids. Gene Ontology annotation, molecular function: nucleobase transmembrane transporter activity.